AUGGAAAAUAGCCAAGACGGAUUUAAAAGUGAAAAUAAACCUAUCGGUAGUUGGCUUCUAUGUGGCCCUAGUGGGACUGGCAAAACAGAAUUAGCCAAAGGUAUUACUGAAGUUUUAUUUGGAAAUGAAAAUAAAAUGAUACGUUUUGACAUGAGCGAAUUUGUAGAAAAACAUUCUAUAUCUAAAUUAAUUGGAUCACCUCCAGGAUAUGUAGGAUAUGGAGAUAAAGGAUUGUUGACAGAAUCUGUUUAUAAACAGCCUACCUGCUUAUUAUUAUUUGAUGAAAUAGAAAAAGCCCAUCCUGAUAUAUUAAAUAUUAUGUUACAAAUAUUAGAUGAUGGACGAUUAACAGAUUCUACUGGAAAAGUAAUAAAUUUUUCUAAUACAUUGAUUGUUUUUACUAGUAAUCUUGGAUGUCCAAAAAAUAUAUCUGACUUUAAAAAAGAAGUUACUUUUAAUUUUAUUAAUUAUAAAAUUAAUGAACAAAAUAUUAUGAAAAGUAUUAAGCAAUACUUUAGGCCAGAACUUAUAAAUAGAAUUCAAGAUAUUUUAAUUUUUCAACCAUUAGAAUUUAAAGUAUUAUUAUUAAUUUUAAAUAAAUUUAUAAAACAAUUUAUAGAACAAUUAAAAUUACAGAAGUUUCCAAUUAAAUUAAUAAUUCAAGAAAAUUUAAAAAAAUAUAUAGUUAAAUUAAGUAUAUCUCCUUUAUAUGGGGCAAGACCUUUAAAACGAAUAUUUGAUGAAUUAAUUGUAGAACCUACAAUACAGACUUUAAAAAUAAAAGCAUCGGCAAAUUUCGUGCCAGCAGCCGCGGUAAUACGAGAGAUGCAAGCGUUAUUCGGAAUUAUUGGGCGUAAAGG
Molecule: messenger RNA, 860 nt
Organism: Dipodomys spectabilis (banner-tailed kangaroo rat)
Lineage: Eukaryota; Metazoa; Chordata; Mammalia; Rodentia; Heteromyidae
Product: chaperone protein ClpB-like
Exons: 3
Biological process (GO): cellular response to heat
Cellular component (GO): cytoplasm
Molecular function (GO): ATP binding; ATP hydrolysis activity
Source: RefSeq, a predicted model, not a curated record